This is a messenger RNA of Ruditapes philippinarum (Manila clam), 2241 nucleotides long. Its product is annotated as V-set and immunoglobulin domain-containing protein 10-like. Bases 384 to 1697 code for a protein of 437 amino acids. NCBI's taxonomy places the organism in Eukaryota, Metazoa, Mollusca, Bivalvia, Venerida, Veneridae. The record is from RefSeq and is a predicted model, not a curated record. The transcript has 6 exons.
AAAUCGACAAACUCUUAAUCAGUGUAGUAAAUUGACUGUUUAUAUAAAUAAUUUAAAACACUAAGCAUGUUAAAGUUUAUUAGUACUUAUUUACAAAAUUAAAUUGGUCGCGCGGAGCUAAUAAACUUUAACGUAUACAUAAACAAUAAGAAAAUUACUGUCGUGUUUAAAAGCAUAAGAUUUAAUGUUUAUUCACCGAGCUGAUUUAACUUCCUCAUAUAUGGGUACAUUAAUGAAUAAAUAAAUGUUUAAAAAAAACUGGCUACUUUAUUCAAUUUAUAAAUAUCGGAAUAUCAACAUGGGAAGUUGAUGUAAACAAAAAUACAAGGAAGUUUUAAACGUUAUAGACAUAUAUGUAUCUUAACUGUAAUAUUUAAAUAAUCAUGAAUGUUUUCAUACUGAUCAUUGGAAUAUUUAUUUCGUUGUCAAAAGUUGAAGGUACAACAACUAUUCUAGUACCAAGUGCUGGUAACUGUGGGGACAAUACAGUCCUAACAUGUCAGUUUACUGGUAGUAUUGGCUAUACUAGCUGGUAUGGAUUGAACAAAGAUAUUGUAAUAAAUGGAGGUGUUGUAAGACCAGAAGACAACAAUAAAUAUACAGAAACCAGGAGAACAUCAUCAUUGACAUUGACAAUACACAACACUAGCAUAACUGAUGAAGGAGAUUAUAAAUGUAAAAAUGGAUUUGAUGAGAGUCAGCUAAAACGUUUAAACGUUGAAUGUAAAGCAUCAUCAGCUACACACAGCGUUACAAGUGGAAAGAAAGUACAGAUAACAGUAAAUAAACUAUAUCCUGCCUCACCAACACUUACUGUUACAUUUAAAAGACAGAAUAGCGCCAUCCAGAUAUCAGGAUCUACAGCAUGUUCAAGUAGUUCACAGUAUACAGGCUACUAUAGAUGUGUGUGGACUUCUAGGAACUCUUUAGAUGAUGGGUCGUAUACAUACAGCAUUGUUGUUACAACAAUCACACAAGCUGCUCCACUUACAGGAUCAUUCAAAAUAGCUUCACCUACUACACCAGUGAUUUCAAAUGUUGUGCAGUUGAAUGCUAGUCGUGAAGUUGUUUACGGAAAUGAAGGACAAUCUCUGACAAUACAAUGUACUUCGACUGGAGGAUAUCCCUCACCAACGGUAACCUGGUAUAAGAACAGUAUAUCUAGCUCUAACCAGUUGUCCACUACAAGUUCAGGGACGUUACAAAGUGACGGUACAUACACUGUCACCUUACAACCUACAUUUACACCUGCUAGAUCAGAUGAUAGGAAAUAUUUGAUAUGUAGAUCGUACUAUCCACAAGCUGAUAGUGCUCAAGUUGGAUCAAAUAACAAAUCUGUGUUACUUUUCCUAAGUUUAAAGCCUAGUCAGCCAACAGUUUCACAGACAUCUGUUGUAUCAGCUGGUAGUUCUGUAACGGUAAGAUGUACAACAAGUGGAUGUAGACCAGCAGCCAGUAUAUCCUGGUUAUAUCAAGGUGUGACAUAUAGUGGCAGUACAACAAACACAGCCGAUGAUGCAACAGAAACAUUUACAGUCGUUUCUACGUAUACUAGGCAGGUGACAGCUGCAGACAAUGGGCAAAGUAUACAAUGUAUAGUUACUCAUCCAGCAUUAGUGAGUCCCGCACAACUGACUAGAUCAACAACUUUUAAUGUUCAGUGUAAGUUAAUAUUAAAUUGGCAUUUACCGAUGUAAACAUAAUAUAAUUUAUUCAGUAUAGUUGUAUUUUCUAAAUGAAGCUGUGAGUUGAAUAAGGCAGAAAAGAUAAGAUUUUUGGAAUAUGACAAUAAUGCAUGUCUGAAAAUUGUAACAAAAUAUAAGGGCAGUAUUCAUAAUGCAUACAUAUCAUUCCUUACAAAGAAAUAUCAAUAUUAUAUUAUUAAAAUGGUGUAUUGUAUGCGAAACAGUCAUGUCUUUAUUUGAUUUAAGCAUCAUUUCAAUUAAGACCACUUUUACGCAAAUGUUACAUUUCAGUUCAAACCAGCUUUAUGCAAAUGUUACUGGAAAUGAAAAAAAUAAAUGAGUAUAAUCAUGACAUAUUUUUACACCAAUACAUAGCUGCUUUGUACUUCAGUUAACCAUUUACAGAUAUAACUUUGGAAACUUUUAUAGUAUAGAGCAGUGUGGAAAUUAAUGACCACAAAAGCGUAUAUUUUAUUUAAAUGUCAGUCUCCAUAUGCAUAUUGUCUGUUUUGAAACGGAAUUCAUAUAGACUAGAAUUACUGUCAACCGAAUUCAA